Messenger RNA from Wyeomyia smithii (pitcher-plant mosquito), 3314 nucleotides. RefSeq names its product G2/mitotic-specific cyclin-B3-like. The transcript is spliced from 6 exons. Bases 714 to 2552 code for a protein of 612 amino acids. Lineage: Eukaryota; Metazoa; Arthropoda; Insecta; Diptera; Culicidae. Gene Ontology annotation, cellular component: cytoplasm; cyclin-dependent protein kinase holoenzyme complex; nucleus. The record is from RefSeq and is a predicted model, not a curated record. Gene Ontology annotation, molecular function: cyclin-dependent protein serine/threonine kinase regulator activity. Gene Ontology annotation, biological process: regulation of cyclin-dependent protein serine/threonine kinase activity; mitotic cell cycle phase transition.
UUUCUACGUACGAAACGAACGUACGUGCGCCGCGCACCGCCUGCUUGGUUGGAGCGAAGCUGAGGCAGUAGAGUGAAGUGCGUGUGCGAGCGGAGUACACAUUAGAAGCAAGCAAUUGUAACGUCGGGAAAAUAACUGUCGUCACGAAGAAAAGGCACGAGGCAGCGAAUUCUACUGAAUGUUCGUUAUUUUGUUUUUUAAAUAGUCAAAGAUUGUUUGUUGAUUACCAGUGGACUCGAGUGGUUCCGGUUGUUUGUUGCACGACGAGACAUAGCAGGCCAUAAUCGAUACGGUGCUAAACUCAACAAAAAUCGUUAAUUGAUUGGAUUGUGGGGAAUACUCAAAAAAAAAAACAGAAUCGCUUUGCAAUAUAUUUUGGCUAGUAGAUGAAAAAAAGAGUGUUAAAAAUGAAUCCGUUUAAUGGUCUCCGGUGACAAACCGUGGGCAACACAUUUGGGACUUUCGGUAUCGAAUUUGCGAAGAACAGCUGAAAAGUGAAAGGCGGUUGGAAAAGCCGUUGUGAGUUGUGAGCGCAUUCCGUUUGUUGAUGUGUGUACGUGUUUUUUUAAUGUGAUCUGACGUCACACUGUACAGCUGGAAACAAUUUAAAACAAUAGUUAGCUGGAAACGUACAGGAAGGGGAACUCCAGUAGUGCACUUUGGACAAAACGAUAUAAGUUUUUCGGUGUUAAUUGGUAUUGUUCAGAACGAAGAUGGCCCCUGCCAAACAGAACGGAGCGACUACGGCCUUGUUGCCUUUACUUAGGAAGGUGUCGACUCGAUCCAAAGCGACCAACAACCAAAAUCACAACCCCGACGAUCAGCAACAACCGGUGCCGCGUGGCAAGCGGAAAGCCGAAAACAGCCCACUGAAGAACGACCGAGGCAUCAAGCGAUCUGCUCUCGGCAAUCUAACGAACGCCGUCGUGAACCAGGGAGAAAAUGAUGGCGAUCUGAAAGUCGGUCUCAAGGGCUCAAAUGCCCCGACUGGGGGUGCCACUACUCUCAGCAAGCAGGCUUCUCAGUUGAUGCACCAACUGACGAAUAACAUCGUUAACAAAAAGACUACAGCCAGCAAGGCAACCGCCGGAAAGACUGAAGUGUUUACCAAGCCGGAUCCGGAUGGGCCAAAGACCCGUGCGGCUACAAAAAUUCUAACACGUGCAGCAAGCCGUCAGCAGCUGAGCGUGAAGAAAAAUGCCACCACUACUCGUACCACAAAAGGGCAAAUAUCCGUCGGUCACACUCUUAAAUCGGAGCUUUCCGGUGUUGCCAAAACCAUCAUCAAAGCAGAUGACUGUUACAAGGAGGAGAAGUUGCAAACUAUUAUCACCACAGCCAACGCGGCCGCUGGUCAGGUGAUCAAGCCAAAGCGAAGAAUUUCCAACGACUUCGAGAAGACUGAUGAGAGUUUGUAUGUGUCUGCCCUGGAGGAUAUCACUUCCAGCGGAUCGCUACGAUUGUCGGACAACUUCGGAAAAGCUCCCUCCCAGACGAACACUCCCAGUGAAGAAGUCAUUACUAUUAAGGAUACACCGUCACCGGAGAAGCGGAUACCGAAAGGAGUGGAAGAUUACGAUCAGGCGAACUGGAACGAUGUCUUCCAGGUGUCCCACUAUGCACAUGAGAUUUUUACCUAUCAGAAGGAACGCGAGCAGCACUUUGUCAUUCCGGACUACAUGUCCAAGCAGCCGCAUAUCAACAAAUGGAUGCGAGCGCUGCUCGUCGACUGGAUGGUGGAAAUUCAGGAAUCGUUCGAGCUUAACCACGAAACACUUUACCUGGCGGUGAAGAUGGUUGAUAUUUACCUUUCGCGGGCCGAGAUCCAGAAAGACUCACUGCAAUUGCUCGGUGCUGCAGCUCUGUUUAUCGCCGCCAAGUUUGAUGAACGAAUCCCACCAACAGUGGACGAUUUCCACUACAUCUGUGACGGCGCGUACCAGCGGCGCGAAAUGAUUCUGAUGGAGAUGACCGUGUUCAAGGUUAUUGGGUACGAUUUGGGCAUACCGUUAUCCUACCGCUUCCUGCGGCGGUACGCUCGCGUCAACCGGAUCGAUAUGCCGGUGCUGACGCUGGCUCGCUACAUUCUCGAGUUCAGUCUGAUGGAUUACGCCGUCAUACAGCAGCGGGAUUCGAAGCUGGCCUGUGCGGCACUCUUCAUUGCCAUGAGGAUGAACAAUAUGCCCGGCUGGAACAAGACGCUGGAGUUCUACUCUGGCUACAAGAUCGAAGACUUCGCCGAGAUUGCCAUCCUGCUGAACAACAUAAUGACGAGCAAGCCGAAGGAUUCGCUCAACACCGUUCGGCACAAGUACUCCCACGAGCUGUUCUUUGAGUCGGCCAAGAAGCCGUUCAUCACCGAUCUGAGCAAACUAUUCGACACAACCGGCUAUCAACUGCCGGUUUCGGGGAAAAAGACAACGACGACGACAGCCUCUUCCAACAGCGACCAUAAUGGUGCAACCCACAGUCAAUCAUCGACCGCUAGUUCACCAACCGUUACUUCCACCAUGGCUUCACCCGCGGUGACGACAGCCACAACAACGGUAUAAAAUUGUCGUAUCGAUGCGUGCGUAUGUGUGUGUGUUACGAGUCAACGCUUUUUACUCCGUUUUCUGAUCGCCUGUAGCCAAAGCCAGGUUCGAAAUGUUUAAAUUGAAAAUCUCUCUUCUUGAGCCACACUUUCCUUUAUUUCAAGUUGUAGUUAGUCGAAACGAAAUUCACUUACUGAACAUAUUUUAGGCGAGUGCGAUCUUUAAAAGCAGCAAAAAAAAACUGAAAGUAGGACGCAACAAACGCCUCAGCAGAGGUGGUUUGAUUUUUUCGUUUACUUUAUUUCUAUCGAAGAUUUUUUAUCCUAUCUUGUGUUAGCUUUUGCAGCUUGCUGAUUUUGAUUUUUUUUAUUGAAGUUAAGUUAUCCUAAAAAACUCGAACGUCGUACCACAGCCGGUGUGGCUAUGAGAAGUUGAAGAAUUAAAAGUUUCCGCUGAUCUCAAAAUUCGAAACAAAUUGUUAACAAAUUUCCGAUUGGAUUGAAUAUUGAAAUUAAAUUAAUUACAAGAUUUUUAAAACUUAACUUGGGAGCUAGAAUUAUUUAUUCACUAAGAAACCUAGGACUCGAAUUUUCGACCAAAACUAAGCGGAGAAAAUGUUCGAUAAACCAAAAGACGAUGACUUGUAAAUAUUGCUUGAUUCAGUCUCGAUCGAAGAGGCGCGUACCUCCCCGGGUGUACUAUCCGAGUUUCCCCUCCCUGUCUGAAGCAAAGACUAAACCUUUUUAGGGCGUCAGUGAAAUAAAAAUUUUCGAAAAAAUA